Messenger RNA from Notodromas monacha, 2482 nucleotides. NCBI's taxonomy places the organism in Eukaryota, Metazoa, Arthropoda, Ostracoda, Podocopida, Cyprididae. The record is from the annotation of a GenBank genome assembly.
AUUUGUUUGGUCUUGCAGACUUUUUCGCGAGUGCUGUGAUGGAACUCUUCUAACCAAUCAUGGAUGAGUUCAAGAAGCCACUUCCCAUUGCUCCUAUAACUGCGGAUGCGGAGACAACGGUUGAGAUCACUGAUCAGGAGGAGCAACUGAAGACUGAAAAUGAGGAAGUUCAAAAUAAUUCGGCUGUACUGGUUUGUGAACCAGGGAAAACUGAGAUCGCGAAGACGCCCGCGGUUACCUGCGGAUUUAUCUCGCCUUCAUGGUCCGGGGUGCCGACCGAGCCUCUGAAUCUGGAAGUUGUUAAAAGUGGAGUGAUAUUGAGUGUGAUCCCGUUGGAAAAGUCUACGAUCGUGUUCGGAAGACUACCCGAAAAUGACGUUGUCAUCGAACACCCGACUUCAUCUCGUUUUCAUGCGGUUCUUCAAUUUUCAAGUGGCACGCCCGAGAAACCCUCCGGGUUCUACAUCUAUGACUUGGACAGUACUCAUGGGACGUUUCUAAACAAGGAACGUGUUAAGCCUCGGCAAUAUAUUCCUGUGCUGCCUGGACAUAUGCUGAAGUUCGGAUUAAGCACGAGAAUUUAUGUUGUGCAGGGACCUCCUUGUGAAUCGGAAGAAGAAACCGCACCACAUUUGAGCUACUCUGAAAUCAAAAGGAUGAAGGAAGAGUUCAAGCGGGCAAGAGAGAAGAAACCAAUUGUAAAUGAAGAAACGUCUGUGCCAGAAACACCGGAGCAGUCGGUGGAGGAAGGAAUAUCUUGGGGCAUUCAGGAUGAAGUGGAGGAGGAAGAAUCGGAUGUGAAUCCAUUCGCGAUUGAAUCCGGAAAUGAGGAGUACAUCGCAGAUCCGAAAAAGACUCUCCGCGGUUGGUUUGAACGUGAAGGGCAAGAUUUGCAGUACGAAGUGGAAGAAAAAGGUUACAGCAACUUCAUAUGUCGUGUGAGACUCCCGUUGGAAGACGUCGCAGGCAGCUCGGUUACAGCAGAAGCGGAAGUAACGGGCAAGAAAAAAGAAGCUGUUAUUCAGUGUGCUCUAGAAGCAUGCCGAAUUCUCGAUAGAUUCGGUGUCCUGCGUCAAGCCAACCAAGAAAGUAAAGCCACGAAGAAGCGUAAAAAUUGGGAAGAUGACGAUUUUUACGGCUCUGAUGAGGACGAAUUCCUUGAUCGUACUGGAAGUAUCGAGAAGAAACGUCAACAACGCAUGAGAGCAGCUGGAAAACUGGUUCAAGAAGCUCCAACAGAGAACUACGACUCGUUGAUGGCAAAGCACAGUGUCGUAAUGAAAGAAAUGGAAGCUUUGCAUAAGGAAUUGGAGUCUGGAAAAGAUUCGCGGAAAAAGGCGUGUCCCGCUGAUGCGAUGGCCCCUGAUGAGGACCUUGACAAUUAUAUGGAACGUCUCGCGAGCGCAUCUGCCAGCAACGUGGAAAAAUUCGAACGCAAAAAAAUGCAGGCAAAAAUGGCGGAAUUGCAAGCGAAUGAACGCCGUCUACGGAAACUCAUCAGCAUCGCAAAACCUGCCUCUUUACCGCCCUUGAAAAUCGCGUCAUUGGAUCGGCCUGGUGUUGUGAUCGGAUCGAUUCGUGGUCGCGGUGCAAAAAAGAAAUCAGUUGUUGCCCCUUAUAUUCCGAAGCAAACAACGCCUGUUUUUGUACCCACUGACGCUGUGGAGGAAUCCGACGAUGAGGACACUCCCAUGGCUUCUGUGAAGUCAGACGAGGUUGUUGCUCCGGAAAAACGACGAAAAGUUAUCCAGGAAAUACCGGCGAAAGAGCUUGUGGGUGUGACGAGUUCGGAAGAGCAUCCGAAAAAGGUUUCCGAAGUGAAAGAUGUCGUGAAAGACGAGGAGUCGGAGCAGAAAACUAAGCGAGCGGAAGUGGUGAAACCUUCUGCUGAUGAAGAACGAGAUUCACAUGAAACUAUUGGAGGAACGGUGCAGAAUGAUGUUCCGAAACCGUCUCAGUCGAAGAAAAAUUCGCAAAAGGCUGAAAAGAAGCACAAACGUAAAGCGGAUGUGGAGAAAUGCGAAUACGAUUCAAGCAGAGACGAUUAUGACAUGUGGGUUCCGCCGAUGGGACAAAGUGGAGACGGGACAACUUCUCUCAACAAGAAAUUGGGCUACUGAAGUCGCUGUCAAUUUCCUUUUUUAUGUGUUGAAAAAGAAAACGUUUUCGAAAUUUGUUGCACUGACUUUGUUACUUCUUUGUCAUGUUUUAUUCCAGUGCGAUGUUCAUGUCAUUUUUCCCGAAGUAAAUAUUUCAAAAGACUUCAAAUAAUUUUCGCGUUCAUGUCUAAAAUACUGUAGGAAGCUUUUCUUUUCUCCAUUUCAAAGAUGUCACCCGAUCUUUCAAAACUUAUUUAGCCGAUUCCAAGUGAAAUGUAUUCGGAUGAAUCUUUUUAUAUUUAUGGAAACAGAAAAACAUUUGCGUGGUAAUUUAGAAAGUUAGAUCUGGUUGGAACGUAAAAAGAACGUACCUUUGCCUGUCA